UUAUGCAUUUUACUUAUUUUCCUUCCUUACAAUUAAUCUUUUUUCUUUCUUCGAAGUUCAGGAGACUUCAUUUAACAGCUUCUGUUCUAGGUUGGCUAUGGACUGCUUUCGUUUAUACUGCCAUGGUUAAUUAUCCGACUGAGGCUAAUUUCUUGAAGCCAUUACCUGCUUAUCCCGUGCAGCAGAUAUGCAAGAUAAUUGAUAAAUAUCCAUCAGGAGCAACAAAGCUUAGCCGGGCUUUCGCAGCAGCAAGCUUAUAUUACAACUAUUCUCAAACAGAAAAUUGCUUUGAGGUAGAACAUGAAGUUAACACUCACGGCCUUCAUGGUUGGGACUGGCAGACAUGCACAGAGAUGGUUAUGCCCAUGACUUGCUCUAGUGAAAGCAUGUUUCCUCAAACUGGCUUUGAUUAUAAAAUGUUUGCAGAACAAUGCCAAAUGAAAUACGGAGUUUCGCCUCGACAACAUUGGAUCACAACUGAAUUUGGUGGCGAAAGACUUGAGAAAGUACUGAAGAUAUUUGGUAGCAAUUUCAAUCAUAAUGAAACUGAUCUAUGA
This is a messenger RNA of Hibiscus syriacus, 557 nucleotides long. RefSeq names its product lysosomal Pro-X carboxypeptidase-like. Gene Ontology annotation, biological process: proteolysis. NCBI's taxonomy places the organism in Eukaryota, Viridiplantae, Streptophyta, Magnoliopsida, Malvales, Malvaceae. The transcript is spliced from 4 exons. The record is from RefSeq and is a predicted model, not a curated record. Gene Ontology annotation, molecular function: serine-type exopeptidase activity; dipeptidyl-peptidase activity. The coding region runs from base 3 to 557 and encodes 184 amino acids.